AUCACCAAGCAUUGACCGUUUCAAUUGAAAACCUGUUGCAAAAUAAUGUAAUCAGUAGUACAUUUACUUGGUCUUUUAAAUGGUUGGUAACUUGGUACCCGAUGUAGAAAAAGAAAAAAAGCGAUUCUAUAUAAUUAAUGCAAAGAUAUAACUUUCUACAACAAUGAAAAGGCUUUUACAAUGUCGGACCAGAGCGGACAUGAGACAGUUAGUAAAAGUGUGCAUGGCGCUUCUAUUCCUGUUCAUCAUCUUCAACAUCUACAAGCGAUGGUCAAAAUCACACGAUGGUCGCCAUAUAGUGCUAUGGUACAACCCGCCAUUUUAUGUGACCAGCCGAACGGAUGCCUUUGUGAGAAACUUCGACGAAUGCCCGCAAGCCAAUUGUCGUUUGACCUUUGACCAAAGUGAGGCGGAGAGUUCAAAGGCUAUCAUCUUCGAUGGACGCCAGAUGACCAAAGAUUGUAAGUCGUUUUCCCGACCCCAGGACCAGAUGUGGGUGUUUUGGGGUAACGAGCCCCCUACAAAGUAUAAUGAGGCUGGUGAUGAAUGGAUGGACUUCGCCAAAGAAUUCAACCUGACCAUGACGUACCACAGAGAAAGUGACGUGUACAUGCCCUACGGGGAGAUAGUUCCCACAAUGCCUAUCCCGCAAAAAGACUUCCUGUCGAUUGCACAGAAGAAGAACCACUCUGUUGUAUGGAUAGCCUCUAGCUGCCACACGUCGUCUUGGCGGGAGAUGUACGUCAAGGAACUCCGGAAAUACGUCGACGUUGACAUAUUCGGGAGGUGCUCGGAUGCCAUGACGCCAUGGAAUUGCGGAAACCGGUGGAAACAUGACGACUGUUUUUCCGUUCUUAAUGAUUACAAGUUCUACUUAGCAUUCGAAAACUCUUUGUGCGAAGAUUACAUCACGGAGAAGUUUUUCGAAAAUUAUAACUACGAUAUAAUCAUUGUUACAAGGGGAGGUACUAAGUCCAAUUUUAAAGAUAUUCUUCCAGAUGGUGUUUACAUAGAUGCCAUGGAUUUUCAAAAUCCAAAAGAGCUUGGAGGUCACUUGAAACAAUUCUUAAACGAUGAUAAAAAGUACGCAAACUUGUUGGAACGUAAGAGCGCCUACACCAGCUUGCCUUACCACAUCGUGUACCAAAAGUCAUUGUGUAACCUUUGUGAUAGAAUUAUGUACCCGGAAGUGUACAACGUAGCGCGAUACGAUAACUUGCGAGACACGUUACACGAAAUCAACUUCUGUAAACACCCAAGUGAUUUAGAAAGGAAGCAUCAACGUUAAUAAUUUUAAAUAAUUAUACAAAGUAUUGUAACGAGCCGAGCGGUUCUUCUUUUUCUUUUCCUUAUUUCAAUGUGAUAGCGGGUCUACUCUUGGUGUCAAACCAACUUUUCUUUCAUUAAGUUGUAUUUAAACAUUUUAAAAUAAAAUGGACUCUUGUUAAAAUAAACUGAAGAUAAUA
Molecule: messenger RNA, 1466 nt
Organism: Dreissena polymorpha
Lineage: Eukaryota; Metazoa; Mollusca; Bivalvia; Myida; Dreissenidae
Product: 3-galactosyl-N-acetylglucosaminide 4-alpha-L-fucosyltransferase FUT3-like
Exons: 3
Coding region: 164-1288 (374 amino acids)
Cellular component (GO): membrane
Molecular function (GO): alpha-(1->3)-fucosyltransferase activity
Source: RefSeq, a predicted model, not a curated record